AAGAAUUCUUGGACUAUGCUUAGAUACGUUGUUUCCCCACCACGGCCAUUCACCAGCAGGCCAGACAAUGGCAGCUAAUGCGCCCGCACGCCAACAUUUCUAUUGCAUUACCUUCAUUCUCGACACCACUCAACUUUGGAAACCUCGAACCUCCAGGAUCUCCAAUAUCAAUACCUUAAUCAGAGGCUCAUCGACGAUGACGGCCGGAUGUUUCGAAUCGAUCGCGGAGCGCCAGCGCCUCACCUUGAAGUUCUACCACCAACCAUCCGAAAGCCCACACUGGAAUGCAUGGAACAUCCACACCGACACCGCCAUCAAAGAGGCAGUAAAAGAGAUAUUGGACGACUACGCGCUGUCAUCAUGUACAGUCAUCGCCUUCGGGAGCUGCAUGAGCAGGGGCGGAAGAGGAUGGCUGUGUUUUGGAGCUGGAGGAAGGAGAUGCAGAACUCCGUGGCGAAAAGGAGUAUGGAGGUGAUAGAGGCUUGCGAGGCGACGAUUGCAUAUCUAGAGGAUGAGUUUGCGAAUCGAAAGAUCGAUUUUGCGACGGAGUUGUAUGCGGUGCUCGUCGAACGCGAUCGGGCCACGGCGGAUGCUGUGUUGGAUGACCUGGUGAGGGCUUUUCCGUGGACGAAGGAUGCCGUGGUGGCGAACUUGAGGGACGGGGUGAUAGACUAUUCUGGAUUGAAGCAGGUGAGUAAGUAGUGGAUUGUCGUUAACUAGUCUCUAUUCAAUGUCGAGUGGCUAAUAUGCCCCCAGC
Molecule: messenger RNA, 757 nt
Organism: Trematosphaeria pertusa
Lineage: Eukaryota; Fungi; Ascomycota; Dothideomycetes; Pleosporales; Trematosphaeriaceae
Exons: 2
Source: RefSeq, a predicted model, not a curated record